Cucurbita maxima (winter squash) is the source of this 597-nucleotide messenger RNA. RefSeq lists its product as uncharacterized. Bases 1 to 597 code for a protein of 198 amino acids. The transcript is spliced from 2 exons. The record is from RefSeq and is a predicted model, not a curated record. Lineage: Eukaryota; Viridiplantae; Streptophyta; Magnoliopsida; Cucurbitales; Cucurbitaceae.
AUGCGAAUCACGGGGCUCGCCAACAGCAUCACCACUCUCGGUGGCAGCAUCAGCGAGACAGAAAUUGUGAAGAAGAUGUUGCAGGUCGUCCCCGAUCAUCUCGAGCAAGUCGCGAUUUCAAUUGAGACAUUGCUCGACGUGAACGAUUUAACGGUGGAAGAGGCACCGACUGGGGAGCCAAUUCAACUGAAGGAGGAGCGAGUGUUCGCUCACAUCGAUGAAAGAGGCGAGCAGCAAGAGCACCGGCGAUGGGUCCUCGACACGGGGGCAACAAACCAUAUGACCGGGGCCAAGUCUGUGUUCUCUGAGCUUGACUCGGGGAUUCGGGGGACGGUGAAAUUCGGCGACGGCUCUGUCGUCGAGAUCGAAGGGCACGACACCAUCUUGUUCGUCCACAAGGGAGGCAAGCAUCACAAGCUGACCGGCGCCUACUUCAUCCCGAGGCUCAAGGCUAAUAUUGUGAGCUUAGGUCAACUCGAUAAGGUCGGCUGCCACAUUUCCAUCAAGCGCGAGCUACUUAGGAUCCGCGAUGAUCGACGACAGUUGCUCACGCAAGUUUGGUGCACGGCAAACCGCCUUUACAUCCUAGAGUUGUAG